This is a messenger RNA of Plasmodium reichenowi, 315 nucleotides long. RefSeq names its product histone acetyltransferase subunit NuA4, putative. The transcript has a single exon. Lineage: Eukaryota; Apicomplexa; Aconoidasida; Haemosporida; Plasmodiidae. Gene Ontology annotation, cellular component: histone acetyltransferase complex. The record is from RefSeq and is a predicted model, not a curated record. The coding region runs from base 1 to 315 and encodes 104 amino acids.
AUGAAACAUAAGGUUAAACGUGAUAUAAUGAAAUGUAAAAAAAAGCUGGAAAGUUCUAUAAAAGCAUUAGAAGAUAAAAUUUUAAGACUUGAAUCAGAAUAUCAUAAGAAUUGUAAUGUUAAUGGAGGGAAUUUAAUAAAAGGAUGGGAAAGUCAUUUAAGAAAAACACCAUUAGAACCUUUGAGUUUCAGGACAUUUAGAGAUGACUAUGGAGAUUCAUAUGUAGAAAGAAUGUUAUCAUUAACAUCAUGUACGUCUCCUGCCACAGCUUUAUUUCCAAGUGAAGAUACAAUAAGAGAAAAACGUAAAAUGUAA